AUGACGCUCAGCGCAAAAUACCAGCGCUUUCUAGCCAGUCCCUCCGCCGGUGCGCUCGCCGACAGCGCUGCGAUACACUACAUCACCACCCUCGUCACGGUCAACGAUGCCGCCGGCAUAGUGAAGCACCUCAGCGCGCAGGACAAACAGCUCAAGAAGAAGGGCGAGAAGGUGCUGAGCUCGAUUGAGAGCAGCAACGGCCUCUGCGUCGACGUGGAGACAACCAUCGAAUUCAUCUCUGGCGGCGGCGCAUAUCUGCCGGGACUUGACGACAACUUCCUCUCCGACAGGAUUGUGACGUUCCCAGUGGUCCACAUCGUGCAGUUCGACGCCCAGAGGCAGAUCGAGCAGAUCCGCCUCUACUGGGACCAGGGCUCGCUCCUCAAGCAGAUCGAUGUCAUCGGCGCCCGCGCCCGCAAUUGGCCCAUCCGCGAUGGAAAGGACCAGACGCGUCUGAUUUCCUUGAGCGCCGCGGCCGCUGGCUCUCCUCCUCCUUCCGCAGCCUCGUCGCGCCGCUCGACAGCUUCGAAGGACUCGGCCUCGGUUGAGAUAACCAGCGGCAAUCCGAGAGCGGGUUCCCGUGAGGGCAGGAGCAGGAGCUCUGUCAGUGCGACUGGUGAUCCCCAUGCGAGUUUGUCCCUGUUCCAGCCCCGCGAUGUCAAUGUGCCGAGCGCCUCCUACAGCAAGUCCAACGCACCGCGCGCGACAUCUGCGAAGCCCCCUCCCCGCGAAUGGUCUGAGCUAUUCGCAGGUGAGGAAAAUGUCGCCCCAUCUCCGGCACAAUCCACCGCCUACUCGUCCCCCCGCAAGAACGGUAUUCCCGCCAAAGCUGGCGCCGGAAAGAACUUCAAGCCCAGCCGCCUGUUCGAGGAAGACGAGGAUGCAGCGCACACUCCCGUCAAGGAGAGGGGUAUCAAGACCAACAAGCAGAAGUACAACCACUUUAACAUUGGCGACGCCGAAGACGACACCCCCAAGGCAGCAGUGAAGACCAGCCCCGUUGGAAAGUCCAAGCACUUCAGCCAGUGGGACUUUGAAGACUUUGUUACGCCUGAGAAAGUCAAGGAGAAGAUCCCCGCCCAAGCAGUGCGCCACUUUGGAUGGAGUGACGAUGAGGACGUAGAAUCCCCCAUCAAGCGCCCCAUCGUCCAUAAAGCCCGUCCCCUCGACCCCCACUUCCAAUUCGACGACUCCAACACUCCCGCCGCCGACAAGAAGAAGCACGUCUCGGGCAAGGGCACGCUGCAGAACGCAGGCAUGGGCCUGUACCGCGACCACGUCGUGCACCAGGCCGAAGACGACGGCUUCGAAGACGACGACAAGCCCGUCUCCCGCGGCGACAACAAGCGCUCCCUCGGCGACGUCACCCACACCAUCAACAACGAAAUCCGCAAGAAGGACUUUGGCCCGCAGUGGGAGAUGCGCGAUGACUCCCCCGUCCCCGUGAAGGUUGCUCCGGCUGGCGAGAACGGGAACGGCACUGCGGAGAAGAAGGCGCCGAUCGAGCGCCACCAAACCGAAGACCGCAAAGCUCAGAUCAAGGGCUUGGAGUCGCACUGGGGUUUGUAUGAGGACAGCCCCGAGCAGGCGAAGAAGGAGAAUGUGAAGUUCAACAAGGAGCGCGGUAUCAAGAGCACGGGCGAUGGCAUGGGUGGGCGCAAGGAUGCGGGACGGCAGUGGGGGAUUGGCAAUGAGGGAGAUGACUAUGAAGCGGUGAGGCCGAAGGGCGGGAAGAAGGAGGAGGAGAGCAAGGGCUUCUGGGACUUUUGA
Molecule: messenger RNA, 1770 nt
Organism: Mytilinidion resinicola
Lineage: Eukaryota; Fungi; Ascomycota; Dothideomycetes; Mytilinidiales; Mytilinidiaceae
Exons: 3
Coding region: 1-1770 (589 amino acids)
Source: RefSeq, a predicted model, not a curated record